This is a messenger RNA of Microsporum canis CBS 113480, 1869 nucleotides long. RefSeq names its product phenol 2-monooxygenase. The transcript is spliced from 3 exons. The coding region runs from base 1 to 1869 and encodes 622 amino acids. Lineage: Eukaryota; Fungi; Ascomycota; Eurotiomycetes; Onygenales; Arthrodermataceae. Gene Ontology annotation, molecular function: FAD binding. The record is from RefSeq and is a predicted model, not a curated record.
AUGGGUGAGGAAGUCUAUGAUAUAGUCAUCAUUGGUGCUGGGCCAUUUGGCCUCUUUUUGUCUCUUUGUUUAUCCAGAUGGGGUUACAAUGUGAAACACAUUGAUAACCGAGUGGUGCCCACCAAGACCGGCCGUGCAGAUGGGAUGCAGUCUCGUUCGAUCGAGAUAUUGCGAAAUCUUGGCCUAAAGAGCCUGCUGAUGGCCUACAACCCUGGACGGGUCUACAAUGUUGCAUUCUGGGACCCUCUCCCUGACGGCAAGGGCAUUCACCGGACGGGCAGUUCGCCCAGUUGCCCGCCAUCCAUCAGCACAAGAUAUCCAUUCUCUAUGACACUACACCAGGGCAUAAUCGAGAAAGUGUUUCUAGAUGAGAUGGCCAAGUGUGGAACUAUCGUGGAUCGACCAAGUACCAUAGUCAGCUUCCAGCAUGACGGAGAAAACCCCGUUUACCCUAUAUCGGUUACCGUAAAGGGCCUGGACACAAAUGUGGAACAAACUGUGCGGACAAAAUAUCUAAUUGGGGCCGAAGGUACUCGAAGUUUUAUCAGAAACCAGCUAGGCAUCAAGAUGCACCAGAAGGGCCCUGUUGCCGCUGUGUGGGCUGUUAUGGACGGUGCUGUCCAGACCAAUUUUCCAGAUAUCAGGACCAAAUGCACCAUUCAUGCCGAUAAUGGUUCAGUAAUGGUGAUACCUAGAGAAAAUAAUAUGGUCCGCCUAUACACUUGGGUUUCUUUCCCGAGUGACUCUAGUCCGGAUCCAAGACGGUCAAUCACCAUCAAACAAGCGCAAGAGUCCGUUCAACAGACCUUGAAGCCGUACUAUAUCAACUGGGAUACUGUGGAAUGGUAUUCCACCUACCCAAUCAGUCAGAGUUUAGCCGAAUCAUACAGUCUAGAUCAGCGUAUCUUCAUCGGUGGGGAUGCAUGCCAUACUCACAGUCCCAAAGCCGGUCAAGGCAUGAAUGCUGGUUUUCACGAUGCUUUAAACUUAGCAUGGAAGAUCCAUGUUGUUGAGGCUGGGUUUGCAGAUCGCUCGAUCCUGGAAUCUUAUGAAGGGGAACGGAAACUCAUCGCUCAUCAGCUGCUUGACUUCGAUGCCAAGUACGCAAAAUUAUUUUCCCAGCAACCAUCUUCCACAGACCCUAACUCCAAAGAAAGCAAGGAGUUUACCGAAUUGCAUAAAUCAGCUGCCGAAUUUACCAGCGGCUAUGGCAUCGUAUACCCGCCAAAUGUUUUUAAUUGGGAUCCAAAUCACCGCGCCAAAUCACCGCUCUUUCUCCCGGGAGGAAAUGGGCUAAUACCCGGCCGCGUUUUCCCCAUAGCCACGGUUACUCGGGUCAGCGAUGCUUAUCCUGUGCAUCUAGAACAGGAAAUUCCCAUGAACGGAUCAUUCCGGAUAUUGAUUUUCGCCGGAAGCCUGGACAAGUCUAGAGCUGCUUUGGCUGAUUUUUGCCAAUAUUUGGAAAAACCUUCUAGCUUCUAUUCCUCAUUUGCGACACCCAAGCUUUUGCCGGAUCGAGACUUUGAGAAGCAUAACCCUCACUCACGAUUUUUUACUCUAGCAGUGAUAUUUAUUGCAGAGAAGGAUGAUGUUGACAUUUCCGCGCUGCCAUCGCCCCUCAGAGCCUAUCAUCACCAUGUCUAUAUCGAUGAUCUCAUCCGCCAGCGAUCUACUCAUGCGAUGGGAUCUGUGCAUAGGAAGCUGGGUUUUGACACCGACAAACCCGGUGUUGUGGUGAUACGCCCUGACGGGCAUGUUGCUUGUAUGGUCAAGCUGGCGGAAGGAAGCGGUAGCGUCGACGCUUUAAACAGAUACUUUGGCACGUUUACAUCGAGGUCAAGUAGUACGCCUAUGACUUCACGACUCUAA